AUGGCUUCCACUAGAAACACUGUUUGGGUCGUGACUGGCGGCAACAGAGGCAUUGGCCUUGGUCUCGUCAAAGCUCUCCUUGCUCGCCCCUCCAUCACCGUCAUUGCAACUGUUCGUAAUAAACAAGCCCGCUCAGCUAUUAGGAGCGCUGUUGCAGAUCUUCCCAAGGGAGACGGCACGGCCUUCAGCAUCAUCCAGCUUAACUUCGCUACUGCCCUCGGCCCUAAACAAAUUCGCAACGCAUUUAAUAUUAAUCAUGUUGACUUAUCUGCACUAAAUGUAGUCAACGUCUCGUCUUCUGUUAGCUAUAUUAGCUAUUAUGAAGUUAUUGCUGGUAUAUAUAGGCCUAGUAAGGCUGCGUUAAACUGGCUUAUGCGCGCUCCUUAUCUGCAGAAUAAAGGGCUUAUUGCUUUUGCACUCUAUCCUGGUUUUAUUACUACAGAUAUAGGGAAGUCUGCUGCUAUAAAUGUUAAAGGAGCCGUAAAAGGAAGUCUUAAGAUAAUUGACAGCGCUACACGGGAGGCUGUUUCAGGCAAGUUUGUCAGUUACAAAGGACAGGAGCUUCCUUGGUAG
Molecule: messenger RNA, 573 nt
Organism: Fusarium redolens
Lineage: Eukaryota; Fungi; Ascomycota; Sordariomycetes; Hypocreales; Nectriaceae
Exons: 3
Coding region: 1-573 (190 amino acids)
Molecular function (GO): oxidoreductase activity, acting on the CH-OH group of donors, NAD or NADP as acceptor
Source: RefSeq, a predicted model, not a curated record